This is a messenger RNA of Lycium ferocissimum, 688 nucleotides long. Its product is annotated as exocyst complex component SEC5A-like. The record is from RefSeq and is a predicted model, not a curated record. The transcript is spliced from 4 exons. NCBI's taxonomy places the organism in Eukaryota, Viridiplantae, Streptophyta, Magnoliopsida, Solanales, Solanaceae. Bases 212 to 688 code for a protein of 158 amino acids.
CCAUUUCGGGGAGUAUGAUUGUACACAUUCAAAUAUAGAAAUGGUCUUUCCUUUCCUUUAUUUACGGUGACACCUUUCCACCAAAAAACAAGAUCAACGAAAAUAGUUGCGCUUUUCCAUACUUCUAUCUAAUGGGACAAUCAUUUAUCAUCUCCAAACUUCAAACAAAAUUCUCAACGUACAGAACAUUCAUACGAACUGAUCAUAAAAAAUGUCAAGUGACAGUGAUGAAGAUGAGCUCUUACAAAUGGCAUUACAAGAGCAAGCAACAGGCAAAAAACCACCAGAGCAACCGCCAAAGCCGAACCCGAAGAGCGCCAGCAGAGGAAGUACUGGUGGUGCAACGCCGAAUAGAAAAGUGCAGCAGAAGCAGAGGAAAGGAGUGGAAGAGGAUGAAGAUGAAGAUGAUUCGGAUUUGGAGAUACUCAGCAUUUCAUCUGGGGAUGAUCAGGAACAAUCAUCUAAGGAUCAUCGUAGUAAGGGAGCGUCAAAAAGAAGGGCAGCAAGUAGAGGAGGGAAGGAUGAUGAUGAAUUGUGGCAAGGUGGUGAACCUGAUUGCUGGAAACGCGUUGAUGAAGACAAGAGUUUUUUACUAGUUCCAGUUCCUGUCGUCGAGGGUGAUCCGAGUCCACGCGACAGAGAUUCCAGGACUUGCAUCUAUGUAAUAGUGGCUCUUGUACUAGUCUAG